CUAGCCACCGUCAGAAUAUCGGCUUUAUUUUCAGUAGGCUUUGGUUCGCGGUCGUCGCUCAUUUGUUCUGGUCCUCGACGAAUUACAAUAUUUGAAUUCAUUUCAUUUUGAAUGGAAGUUAUUUCUCCAAAGGAAAUCAUGGUUACUUAACCACCGGAUAAUGUUGAAUACAAACAAAAAAAACUAAGUCGCGCGUUUAUUGACAUUCAUAGAAAAAAAAGUUUUUUCUGGAUAUCCGUAAAUAAAGGGCAACUUCCCCAUGAAUGUGUUCUGUUAAAUUUAAAUGUAUGAUGAGUAAAAGUAAAAGACAUAAGUGAUGAAUGAAAAUUUGCUUGACAAUAAUGAGGAACCUGAGUUGGUUAGUUACAGCUUGGAUUUCCUAGAACAAAAUGGAUAAACACAAAGACAUCCACGAGGAAAUGGUGGACUUUCAUCCGAUACUACCGCUUAAUAGUGUUCUGUAACCAAUAAACUGUGAAAGACACGUUAGUGUGCUCAAUAAUUUAGUGCAUCCAUAUAUUGAGGCAGCAGACGUCUAGGAAAAUGCCAGGAUUGAUUGUGUUCAGGAGACGCUGGAGCGUAGGUUCUGACGAUCUCGUGGUUCCAGGGGCGUUUCUCUUCACCACCCAUUUAAUAUGGACAAUAAUUUUGGGACUAGUACUAAUUUUGGUUAAGUACGACCGCAGCGUUCAAUGUGUUCUGCUCUUAUGGGGUCUAGUAGUUGGAUAUUUAGCUCUAUUAAUAGUUGCAAUGAUUAUAGAAAUAUGCGUGUGUAUAGUAGCUUUAAGAGGAAGUAUACUGGAUACUGGUCCAAGAAGUUCAAUGCAGUAUAUUUUAUAUAUAAGACUAUCUGUGAUGAUCAUCGAGGCUGGCUGGCUCUCAGCUGGAGUAGCUUGGUUGAUGAAUUAUUAUGUCGACUGCCCUGUUGACAACGCUAAAGAGACUGUAUUAGCAAUGGUGGUGUUCAACUGGUGCAUCUUAUUAUCAGUAUUAAUAACUGUGUGGUGUUGUUAUGACACUGCAGGAAGAUCCUGGGUGAAAAUGAAAAAAUAUCAAAGGUCAAUGAGGGAAUCUGAAUCGAAAUUUCAAUACAAGAGAUCGGGCAGUACAAGAAACUGGAGACAGAGUUUUGUUGAAAGCGGAACCAAAAAGUGUGAAUGCUGUGAAAAACAUGCCUUAACUUCAAUAGUUCUUCAUCGUUGUGACGUACCAUUUUUUGUUAUUUCGCGAAUGAAAGUUCUGAGGGCUUACCAAGAUAGCUGGCAUAAUAGAUGUCGAUUUUUGUUUUGUUGCUCUGCUCCUUCAGAUCGCAAUCGUAAUUCCUUUGCCGAUAUCGCUCGAUUGCUCUCAGAUUUCUUUCGCGACUUGGAUGUGGUGCCGUCUGACGUUAUCGUUGGACUCGUUUUGUUGAGAAAAUUCCAGAAAAUUGAAAGAAAAGCUAUUGUCGAACAGAGAAAAAAUGACACUUACGAGUUCUUGUCAGGUGUUGCCAUUACUCCACGGACGCAAUUUCUUUCGCUCCACGAGGACGGCAACGAUUUAGAACUUUUUCAAACUGUCAUACAUUAUGCCCACUAUGCUGUGAGAGCUUACGGAUGGCCCGUUUACGUCAUGAUGAAUAAAACUGGAGUCUGCCGCUUGUGUACCGGAUUGCAGUGCUGUUGCAUUCCCUGUCGUAAACGUUCAGAAGACGACGCCGAAGUGGUAGAAGAUAACUGUUGUCAGUGCAACUUUGCAGCUUUGCAGAAACUAACCAAACUCGGUGAUAUAGAGAUUAUUUAUGCUACUUACCACGUUGAUGUGGGAGAGACACCCUUUUUUGUUGCGCUGGAUUAUGAUAGAAAGAAGAUUGUUAUAAGCGUUCGAGGAACUCUGUCUAUGAAGGAUAUCCUGACGGACUUAAACGCUGAAAGUGAGACGAUACCAUUACAUCCGCCUAGGGAGGAAUGGACCGGCCAUAAAGGAAUGGUUCAAGCGGCCCAAUAUAUUUUAGAAAAAAUAGAACAAGAACAGUUGCUGGAACGUGCUAGAUCCCGAAGGCCUGAGAGAGGAACAAAAGACUUUGAUAUUAUUAUAGUAGGACAUUCUUUAGGAGCAGGUACAGCAAGCAUUCUGGGAAUCCUAAUGCGUCAGGCGUAUUCCUCCUUGCAAUGUUUUUGUUAUUCACCUCCAGGGGGUUUACUGUCUGCCUCUGUAGUAGAAUACACCAAAGAAUUUACCGUGUCAGUAGUUGUAGGCAAAGAUGUAGUUCCUAGAAUAGGGCUUCACCAAAUGGAGACCCUUAGAACAGACUUAAUUAAUGCUAUCAAGCGCAGUGUAGAUCCAAAAUGGAAGACCAUAACUUGCAGCAUAAUAUGCUGCGGGUGUUCGCAACCAACAUCAGCAGUUGAAAUGUCAACUGGCGAAACAGAAGUUUCCGAAUACAUGAGAAGCAAACAUAACGCUAGGUGUAUGGGCAUUCAUCCCUCAGAUAGCACGAUAGCUCUAACUAGUCAUCAACCGCUUUAUCCACCAGGAAGAAUAAUUCAUGUCGUUAGACAUCAUCCUACUAGUGGACAACAAGCUUUAUCAUCGAAGGAGCCAGUUUAUCAGGCUCUUUGGGCCUCCAACACCGACUUUGACGAAGUACUCAUUUCACCGGUGAUGAUACAGGACCACAUGCCAGACAAGGUGCUCGAAGCUUUAAACAAGUGUGUGACAGGUGGACAAGAACCCUCAUCACCAUCCUCAGGAUCUAGAAAGGGCCGAAGUGUCGGCAUCCGAUCUCAGGCCUCCGCCUUCAGACAUAAGGUUGUAACUACAACGGGUCCAAAGAAACCACAUCGAUCGUCAUCAACGACAGAUUCCACUACCAAUUACCUUUCUGCGUCGUCUAAUCCGAAUUUAUUUUUAGAAACUAGUUUUACGUCUUUACAAAGUCCUUCUAGUAAUUCCUCGUUUACAAACGGAUACUUUUCUACUAAAAGUCACCCGUCUCCCAUGUCGUUUCGUAAGCCAUUAUCUGGAUUCAAUAUUUCGAUAAGGAGCAAUCAGUCAGAUUAUUCUUUUAAGAGCCAACAAGUGUCUUUGACAAAGCACGAAGAACCACCGUCUAUAACAAAAAGUUUAAGUUUAAAUUUAGUUCCAAAAGUAGACUUAAUAUAUGAUGACUGGUUGGGAUUAGCUCCAUUGGCAAGUCCAGAAAGUUUGUCAGAACUUUCAAGUAUUAGUUCAAGAGCCAGCUUAGUUGCUACAAGUGUUGUGGUUGAUAUCUGUGCAACACCGAAGGUGAUGAGACGAACUCCAAAAAUAAUAGGAAAUUUAAGCACGUGCGCAGAUGACAUACGCAACAUACGAAGUUUCGAGCAAUGUAAAAUAUUUCCUAGAUUAAUUGUAAAUAAUAACAACCUGGAGAGCUCUUCGAGUAGUAACCUUAGUUUUGAGUCAGCUUCAAGCGGUAAUAAAUGUUGUCGUGAAACACCAAAACAGGGAAAGGAAAAUUGUCAAAAAGCUACCUUAGAAGUAACACCAUUCAGAGAUGGACGAAAUUCAAGUGGCAGCGAAUUUCAAUCGGCAGAAGAUAUUCUAGACAACGUUUUGGCAAGUGCCGGCUGCAAAGAAUUUUUUAACUCAGACUCGAAUAUUUUAGAAAUGCAUGCAGAUCUACUCGUGGAAGGAAGUCCUCCAUCCGAAUAUUUUGCACGAUCACCCACAACACCCGUCUAUCCACAGUUGCUGUCCCCAACUUCCCCUCAAGAAAUCGAUCCAGACAUCAUAUCAAACCUCGCCAUUGAUCUCAGCAUGGACGACGAGCAUCGGUCCAUACAAUUCCAUCCAAGCAGCAAACCAAGUUCAUCUGUAGACUCGGGUAGCGUUUGUAGAACCCCUUCAGAUACCACCAAGAAUGUCACCUUCAAUCCCCAAGUAAUCACGGUCGAUACAAUUCGCGAAAUAAAUUACUCACCUCCUGUAAGAUGGCGCUUAUUCAGGGGUAGAAAUAAGAAGCAAGUGGAGUUACCUAAACUACCACCCAUUGCUACGACUGUAAGUUCCGCGAUGCCCAUUAAAACAAUCUUAUCGAAAGGUAAAAGAACAGAUCCGGAAGAAAAAGUGAGUGAUGUACCGUCCAGUGAGGAACAGUUAUAUAGGGUGGAUUACAAUGAUUGUGAUGCCGUACGUGAUGGGUUCACAUAA
This is a messenger RNA of Sitophilus oryzae (rice weevil), 4173 nucleotides long. It is a transcript of the gene inaE, whose product is annotated as sn1-specific diacylglycerol lipase alpha. The transcript has 20 exons. Gene Ontology annotation, biological process: lipid metabolic process. The coding region runs from base 544 to 4173 and encodes 1209 amino acids. NCBI's taxonomy places the organism in Eukaryota, Metazoa, Arthropoda, Insecta, Coleoptera, Curculionidae. Gene Ontology annotation, cellular component: postsynaptic membrane; dendrite membrane. The record is from RefSeq and is a predicted model, not a curated record.